This is a messenger RNA of Talpa occidentalis (Iberian mole), 1006 nucleotides long. Its product is annotated as olfactory receptor 4A47. Lineage: Eukaryota; Metazoa; Chordata; Mammalia; Eulipotyphla; Talpidae. Bases 77 to 1006 code for a protein of 309 amino acids. The record is from RefSeq and is a predicted model, not a curated record. Gene Ontology annotation, molecular function: olfactory receptor activity; G protein-coupled receptor activity. Gene Ontology annotation, cellular component: membrane. The transcript has 2 exons. Gene Ontology annotation, biological process: G protein-coupled receptor signaling pathway.
CUCGCCGCGCUUCCAGCUCGGGUGAACUGUUUCUAGUACACAGCACCUAUAAGGAGGAGUAGAUGGAGCCAGGGUAAUGGAAUCAAGGAGCAAUGUGACGUACUUUGUCCUGUUGGGCCUCACACAGAAUCCAAAGGAGCAGAAAAUCCUUUUUGUUUUGUUCUUGUUCCUCUAUAUUUUGACCAUGGUGGGUAACAUGCUCAUUGUUGUGACUGUAACUUUCAGUAAGACUCUGGGCACACCAAUGUAUUUCUUUCUUGCUAGUUUAUCAUUUAUGGAUGUCAUUUAUGCUACAUCUAUUUCCCCCCAAUUGAUUUCAAACUUAUUCUUUGGGAAAAGUGUCAUAUCCUUUCAAUCCUGUAUGGUCCAGCUCUUUAUAGAGCAUUUUUUUGGUGGAUCAGAGGUCUUUCUUCUGUUGGCGAUGGCCUAUGACCGCUAUGUGGCCAUCUGUAAACCUUUGCAUUACUUGGUUAUCAUGAGGCAGUGGGUGUGUGUUGUGCUGCUGAUAGUGUCCUGGGUGGGAGGAUUUCUGCACUCAGUAGUUCAACUGAGCACUAUUUAUGGACUCCCAUUCUGUGGCCCCAAUGUCAUUGACCAUUUUUUCUGUGACAUGUACCCCUUAUUGAAACUUGUCUGUACUGACACCUAUGUCAUUGGCCUCUUAGUGGCGGCCAAUGGGGGAGUCAUCUGUUCUAUUGUGUUUCUGCUUUUGCUUAUCUCUUAUAUUGUCAUCUUACACUCACUCAAGAACCUGAGUCAGGAAGGGAGGCGGAAAGCCCUCCAAACCUGUGGUUCCCACAUCACUGUGGUUGUCUUCUUCUUUGUUCCCUGCAUUUUCAUGUAUGGGAGGCCUGCAAAGACCUUCCCUAUUGACAAAUCACUGAGUGUGUUUUAUACAGUCAUUACACCCAUGCUGAACCCACUAAUCUACACUCUGAGAAAUUCAGAGAUGACAAAUGCUAUGAAGAAGCUCUGGAAAAGAACAGUCAUUUCAGGUAGUAAAUAA